CUCUGUGGAGCUCUCGGUCCUCCCUCCCACCUCAUUGUACCGCUCACCGGGAAAUACGGUGGGCAGGAGUAGAACUGAUCCGGCAGAGAGAGAGAGAGAGAGAGAGAGAGAGAGAGAGAGAGAGAGAGAGAGAGUCCACCCGUGCACCACGGGCUGCGCAUUCAAACUGACCAGCGCGUCUUUCUCACAGCGCAGACACCGUCCUCUCUCCACAUCCUUCGCCGAGCAGCCUCACUGCAGCUGACCAUAGGAGCCGGUGCAGAGGAGCUGCAGAGAAGAGCAGGAGGGAGGAGGUGAUGUUCUCUCCUCAGCUCACUGUGACUGUGAGCAAAGUGAGGGUUUGAGCCUGUCAGGACGCCUCCUAGCAGCCUCUCCUCAGGCACACACUAUCCUAAAGCAAAAACAACAAGCAGCCAAACUCCCCAAACUGACACCUCACUCUCCUCCACCCGCUCUGCUCCAGUCCCCAGUGCCAUGGCCUUUACCCUGUCAGAGAUCAUGGCAGCGAGGCGGCAGCAGUCGCAGGCUCAGUCGCACGCCCAGCGAGGCAGCAGGACAGCGGUGGAGGUGGAUGAGUAUAGCACCAACCCCACUCAGGCCUUCACCUUCUACAACAUCAACCAGGGACGCUUCCAGCCACCACACGUCCACAUGGUGGACCCGAUGCCCCACGACACGCCCAAGCCGCCGGGCUACACCCGCUUUGUGUGCAUCUCGGACACUCACUCCCGCACCGACGCUAUCCAGAUGCCGUAUGGGGACGUGUUCAUCCACGCCGGAGACUUCACUGAGCUGGGACUGCCCUCUGAGGUCAAGAAGUUCAACGACUGGCUAGGUACCCUGCCCUAUGACAUCAAGAUAGUAAUCGCCGGAAACCAUGAGUUGACCUUUGACCAGGAGUUUAUGGCUGACCUGAUCAAGCAGGACUUCUACUACUUCCCCUCUGCCUCCAAGCUGAAGCCAGAGAAUUAUGAGAAUGUCCAGUCGCUGCUCACCAACUGCAUCUACCUGCAGGACUCUGAGGUCACAGUGCGGGGCUUCAGGAUCUAUGGCUCCCCCUGGCAGCCCUGGUACUACGGCUGGGGCUUCAACCUGCCACGGGGUCAGGCUCUACUGGACAAGUGGAACCAGAUCCCUGACAACACAGACAUCCUGGUCACACACUGCCCCCCACUGGGUUUCCUGGACUGGGUCCCGAAAAAGAUGCAGCGUGUUGGGUGCAUGGAGCUUCUCAACACAGUCCAGAGGAGAGUCCAGCCCAAAUUACAUGUGUUCGGACACAUUCAUGAAGGUUACGGCAUGAUGACUGACGGCACCACGACGUUCAUCAACGCCUCAGCCUGCACUGUCAACUUCUUGCCCAUGAACCCACCCAUUGUCUUUGACCUUCCAAACCCCAGGACCACAUGACUAGAGGAAGCUCGCCCCCAAACACCUACCGCCAAUCAGGAGAAAGGCGCCAGGAGAGGUAGCUGAGGUUGGUGGGCAGAAGGAACCGAAUUCUGUAAAUAUAACACACACAUACGGAACAUGCCUGGAGAUGGAGCGGACUAAGUGUGGGAUGGACUCUCCCUCACGCUAUUAAUGUUAUUUAAUGUGCCAUCAUGUCUUCAUCUCAACACUGAGUCGAAAAGCAGAGAAACGGACGAGCGGAGAGACACUUUUACAUGCGGACAAAUGGACAUUUCUCACUGUCCUCUUUUACUGCACUGACAAUCUGAUGCGGCUCUCAGAGAGACAAAAGAGACACCCCGAUGUCAUUUAAAUGAACUGUAAACAUUUGGACUUAAGUGAAACAACCCAACGCCUCGUCUACAGGAGAGUUUUGGUUAAGCCACAUUUGCCCUUGGGAUUUUAACAGAACCCCACCCCCAAUCUUCCUCCUGUUUCUCUCCCCUCCUCAGGCCCAGAGUGUUUUUUUGCCAGCGUGUGUCUAUGUAUGUAAGAUCAAAGCAAGUGUGUGAGGGCAGCAAGAGGUCUCUGCCACGGCCUGUGUGAGAGUCGGGGUGUCAAACAUGUUGACACCAUUCCCCUGGGCCUCAUUACAGGCCUCAUAAGCCUCUUAACCAGCCGAGAGGAAAGCACACGCAGCACUUCCCAUUCUUUUCUCUCGCCACUCCUCCUUCCAUGUAGCUCCCUUUUCGCUAUUUUUCCUUCCUCUCUAUCCUUCAUGCUGUGAAUGACUGGGAGGUCGGGCUUCUUGGACGUGGAAAGGACAGCAGGUAACAUAAAAUGUAAAGGUGCUACACACUACUUGUGGACAGUCAUGCUAAUUCAGCUUCUGAGCACUGGUGGUCGUUUCAAGGAUCCUCCCUUGUGUUAUUCGUGGGAGAGAUGGAACAUUUGAUCCUUUUUCAAGUGAAACUGUAACUACAUGUACUGUAACUGGUCUCUGUAAAUGUUCUCUGCCAAUGUAAAGGAAAAAAACGUUGUUGCUAUGCUUCUCAAACUUGUUAAUACUUGUGUCCAGAAAUUUGUGGUUGUUACAUUUCAUUUGGUUAAUUUCUAAGUAAUGUAAAUGCUUAUUAUGGUAUUUUCUUCUCUGUGAAGCCGCUCGGCCCUAUUUGGUGAUUAUUAACUCUUUCAUGUCCCUAAGCAGUUUGUCUGUGUUUUAAAAAAAGAGCUGUUCUUUUUUUUCUCUUUGCUCUAUUUUCUGAAUAAGGCCGUUCUCAGUAAGAGUCUGAAUGUGCUUAGCAUAACAAGACCACGUCACGCUUUGAUCUCCCUGCUCUCCGACAUUAUAUAUGAACGUUCCCUGGGGCUGCAGUUUACUCCCGCUUCACUCUUGCUUCUUCAGCACAUCAGCGUUCAUCAUGCCGGCUGAUGAGAGCCGGCCAGAAAGAGCAGCAGAAUCGCUCACCAAGAAACCUGUGUCUGCGGAUACUGGUGGGGGGUGCAUGCACUUGUUAGAGCAUGCACACUGACGCCUGAGGGUCUGUACGUGUUAUGCUAAUGUCAUGUGGAGCAGUUUGAAAGUCUGAGUCUACAAUUGAGGACAUUUUGGCUGAUACCCACUUCUCCAAGUGGCACAUUUAGGGUUAGGAUUAGGUUUAGAAUUAAGAUUAAGUUUAAGGUAUGGUGCGCAUGGUGUAGAGAGUAUGGGCACUGCAGCUUAACAAAACACAGGUAAAUAGAGAAAUCAUAUUUACCAAUGUAACAGCACAUACAUUCAUUUCAGAAGAUGUUGGUCUGACAGGACAGUUGAGGUUCUGAUAAAUGACUAGGAUACAUGAUUUAAAUGUAACUUUCUCAAGAUAUUGUGAUAAACCUUUAGAUACAGUCUAUGUCUCCAGUAAUAUUGGAUCCAUGCAAUCAGGAUGAUAAAACUGAAAUACCCUCACUUGUUAGCUAACUUUCCAACUCCACUGAUGGAUACUCAAAAUCAAAAACUCAAUUUGUUUAUUCUUAUGUAUUUGCAGCUAUUUUCUAAAUGUGGUAUAUGUCAAAUUGGUGAAUACAGCACUAAAACUAUUUAAGAAAUAUUCUUUGUUAACCUUGUAGGCAUAACAAAUAGCUCCACAAAGUGACAUACUGUAGCUACAAUGCAUGUCAAGAUGCCGCUUAUGCUGGCAAAACUGUCGGUGCAGGUUCCACUAGUCAGUAAACGGCAAGUGGAACCAGGUGGAAGCAUCAAUGAAGUCCAAAGACAAUGGCUAUUGUUGUAGCAUGUGCAGGCUUUUAGAUUUGAUGGCUAAUAAUCAAUAUUAUGAGGCAAACUCAAGAAAAACAACAGUCCACAAAGACUUUGCCCUAUCACUGUUAAGCUAAUAUACUUCCUGCAGAUGUUUCACAUUAAAAGCGAACUAGGAAAGGGAGAGUUUAUGCCCUUUCAGCCGUUAGAAGGUGUUAGAAGGAGCAUUUAUGGUAUAUUGAAGAUUCUCAAGCAGGCACAAAUGAUCUCUGCUCAACACUUUAAUUGUUUAUAAGAAACAAACAGUUUUCUCAUUUUCUCACUAGCAAGUCUCCACCAUUUCACUAACUGGUUUUGUUGGAUCAGAAGAACAAGUAAUGGUUCUUUGUUGAAUGCUGGCACAAUAUAUCAUUGCGAUCCCCUUCAAAGAACCAGGAUUUUAGGUGGAGACUUUAGAUCAGGGUUGGCAGUAGUAGUUUGAAUGUUUGUGUUUCAGUUUGAAUUUAAACACAAAUUUAAUAAAAGUCUAUGUUUCAAGAAAGGAAUAAAGGAAACUAUUAAAAACCAAAAGAUGGGAGGAACUUAAAUCUUUAAAUUUCAUAAAAAGCUGUUUUGUCUGAUUAUCCAGUUCCAGUCCUCAUGUCUCACUUUCAUGCUCUUCUACUUCAAUAGCUGUGUUAUGCGUUUCCUGUUUUCUCCAAGUAAAAAAAAUGUGCUGUACUAUUUCUUGAUUUAUUUCUUGAGGCAUGCUUAAAGGAGGUAAUGACUUCUGCUACUCAGACAAUCUGCAUAUGAAGAGUUUUGUUCCAAAAUGAGAUAUCUACUGUUUGAAAAAUGGACGCCUACACAGGCAGAAUGAUUGACAGCUACAGCUUGAAAGCAGAUUGUGGUGGUACUUUAUAAAGGAUUGUUAGUAACAUUUUUACUGUUAUAUUUCAACAAUACUGGAUGGUUAACUUCAGGUCUUUUUUUUAAAUGGAAUUAUAGCAUUUUGGAAUCAAAGUGUUCAUAUGUUAUUGUGUUUUGCUAUCGUUGUUGGAGACUUUUACAUUUUUUUAAACUGUAAAACAAGAAAAUGAAGACUCAACAGCUGCAAAAUUUUACUGUGUUGAUCCUGGAGACAACUCUAUGUAAAGUACCUUUCUUUCUUAAAACCAUAAGGAUUCUGCUGGUUCUGAGAGAUUAUUCACAGAUUGAAUAAAACCUUAUCUGUGAAAGGUG
Molecule: messenger RNA, 4852 nt
Organism: Siniperca chuatsi (mandarin fish)
Lineage: Eukaryota; Metazoa; Chordata; Actinopteri; Centrarchiformes; Sinipercidae
Gene: mpped1
Product: metallophosphoesterase domain containing 1
Exons: 7
Coding region: 475-1410 (311 amino acids)
Molecular function (GO): hydrolase activity
Source: RefSeq, a predicted model, not a curated record